AUGUCACAAAAGGUCUUUGUCACCGGCGCAACUGGCUUUAUUGGCCGCAAGGUCACAGAGUUCGCCGUCAAAGAAGGGUACAGCGUGCGCGGUCUCUCACGACGUGAAGAAGGCGAUGCGCUGUUCGAGUCGCUGGGCGCGACUCCCGUCCGCGGUGACCUCAAGAAUGCAGACCUUCUCACAGAAGAGAGCAGAAACGCCGACAUCGUCCUGCACCUUGCGUUCGAUCACGAUUUUACCAAGCCGUACCAGGAGCUAGUUAACACUGACAUUGCCGCUGUGACCGCCCUUGCCAAAGGCCUUGAAGGAACCGGCAAGCCUCUUGUCGUUUCGAACGGGACAGCCAACGUCGCGCCCGAUCCCAAUGGAGGCGAGACCGACGAGGAUGCCCCGUUAGCAGACCACCUUCUUACCAACCGUGACGGCGCCGAAAGGCAUGCGCUUUCGUUUGUAGACAAGAGCGUGCGCGUUGUCUCCAUACGGCUCCCGCAGUACGUCUACGGUCCUGGUAGUACAACCGGCUUCGCCGCGCAAUUGAUCAAGCUAGCGAUCAGAUCCGGCGAAUCCGUGUACAUUGGCGAUGGCGAGUACUGCUUCUCGGAUACAUACGUCGAUGACGCUGCCAAACUGUACCUUCUUGCCGCCAAGCACGCAAAGCCCGGAGACGUCUUCAAUGGUACUGGGCACACAACCACGACAUACAGGGCCAUGGCGACUGCGAUCAGCGAGCUCGUAGGAGUACCCGCUCGCUCUAUUACUCCUGAUGAGGCAGUCGCUCGCUGGGGCCCGUUCCUUGCUGGAUUCAUUAGCAUCAGAAACCGUGCGUCGAACCGAAGGGCUGUUGAGCAGCUUGGUUGGAAACCUGUUGGACCGGGGCUGCUAUGGGAGGUUCGCAACGGGAGCUAUGUACCUGUGGCGGAGAAGUUCAAGAAGGAGGCUUCUGCACAGUGA
Aspergillus nidulans FGSC A4 is the source of this 951-nucleotide messenger RNA. RefSeq lists its product as uncharacterized. NCBI's taxonomy places the organism in Eukaryota, Fungi, Ascomycota, Eurotiomycetes, Eurotiales, Aspergillaceae. Bases 1 to 951 code for a protein of 316 amino acids. The record is from RefSeq and is a predicted model, not a curated record. The transcript has a single exon.